Trichomycterus rosablanca is the source of this 4166-nucleotide messenger RNA. Its product is annotated as specifically androgen-regulated gene protein. The transcript is spliced from 3 exons. Lineage: Eukaryota; Metazoa; Chordata; Actinopteri; Siluriformes; Trichomycteridae. The record is from RefSeq and is a predicted model, not a curated record. The coding region runs from base 13 to 2064 and encodes 683 amino acids.
UCUCCAGUCAUUAUGAAUAGUGCAGGAAGCUGUGACAGCAUGAUCAGCAUCAACUCCGGCUACAGUGACGACAGUAUGGAGCACCUCUCUCCUGAGGAACGGGCAUGCCUUAUGUUCCUGGAGGAGACCAUCGAGUCUCUGGAGGUAGAGGACGACAGCGGCCUGUCGAAUGAUGAACCAGAGCGGCCACCUCUGCCCAGCAAAACGACACACCUCGGCUCCAGUAACCAAACUGAGCUCCUGGACCACGAUGAUCCCAACAGAAUCCUGAGGAAAGACCAUAAACUCAAAAAUCUGCUUGUGCCAACUCCACUAGUUAUUGCUAAUGGCAACGCCAACCUUGUGAAAAAGCCAGCUCUUCUGGCCAGUAAACCUAAUUCUCCUGCAUUAAAAUCCUUCCAUUCUACAAAUUUCCUCACUAGUGGACCUCCUAGAUCUCCUUCAAGUCCUGGUGCACCUCCAAAGUCACCUUCAAGUCCUGCUGUACCUCCAAAGUCCUUAUCAAGUCCUGGUGUACCUCCAAGGUCUCCUUCAGGUCCUGGCAUAUCUCCAAGGUCCCAAUCAAGUCCUGGUGUACCUCCAAGGUCUCCUUUAAGUUAUGACAUAUCUCCAAGGUCCCAAUCAAGUCCUGGUGUACCUCCAAGGUCUCCUUUAAGUUAUGACAUAUCUCCAAGGUCCCAAUCAAGUCCUGGUGUACCUCCAAGGUCUCCUUUAAGUUAUGACAUAUCUCCAAGGUCCUCUUCAAUGUCUAAAACACCUGAAUCAAAUGGUGAGCUUGCUGAUUUGCCACCUUCUUUUAUUCCAAGGCCUCCCAUAAAAUCUGGCUUUUCCAAUGGCGCGAAUGUUAAAGAAAGUCCUUCAACAAGCUAUCAGGAUCCCAAUCUGGACCAAAGGCACGAAAGUUCUUCAUCUCAAAUGGUAAUGAAACUGCUUCCUCCUCCUUCCGACUUCAUGGAUGAGCCAGGAAUUAAUUCUAAAGUAAGCCCUCUGCCAACAGAACCAAGUCAACCUCAAGCCUCAAGUCAACUUCAACCCCAUUUCCAGAAACAGUCGCCUCCACAAGGUAUAAAAGUUCCCCAUCGCUCAAGUUUUGGUAUGCAUGAGGUUGAUGGUUCUAUAAGCCCAACAACUUCAUCCCCCAGAGGAAUGUUGACCCCCAGCACACUAGAAAACUUGCGCAAAAAAGCCUCGAUGAAAGGAGUCCCUGACAGAGUACCAGUACCUGUAGUGGUACCUCCAGCCCAAACGGUGCCUAACCAAGCAGGUUUUCUUACGUCUGGUCAGGAUAUACGUUCAGCACAUACUGUGGACUCUGGUGAACCUAAAAGCCCACCAGCUGUGGCACCCAAACCCAAGAAACUACCUUCUAGCAUUGUCUUAAAAAACCACAAAGAUUCUGCACCUGGUCAUUCGCUUGUUUCACCUGGUGAUCGUGUGAUAAUGAACCCACAGAAGGUUCACACAGAAGCUUUAAAGAAACUGGGCUUGCUAAAGAGUGAUGUACCAGACUCCGUCCCUGGCCUCAGUCCACCACACAGGGUCUCUCCUCGAGCGUCCUUUAAUGCAAGUACUCAUGCUGCACCCCCUUCUGUACAAGAGUCUUUUCCUGCAGUGCUGACAGAGUCACCUCCGCCCAUACACCCUAAAAGAGGAUCAAGGGAAAGUCUGUUGAUUGCAAAGUCACCAAGUCAAAAACCUUUUGAGAUGAAAUCAGCCACACUGGAGAGACCACGCACAGAUCCAAAAAGCCUCACGCUUGAGCGCUCUAACCCUUCCCGGGAAAGAAGUCAGCAUGCAACAAGCAACAUGGAGUUGUUGCCCGGAGAGUUGAGGAAAAAUCGAUCUGCCUCUGCGGGUAGCAGGAAAGACUUUGGUAUUGACCAGUUGCCUUCUAAUUUAAACCGAGAACCAGAGAUCAGGACAUCUCGGAACUCGUUACUCGCUCAUCCACCUGUACAGCUGAGCACGGAAUCACAGAGGUCUUUACGGUCACAUGGCAUCAGCGUGGUCAUCUCUCCCCAAAACAAGCAGGCCCUAAAGAAACUGGGACUGAUGAAAAAUUAAGGAUGUUUAGAUGGUUUACUGGCCCAUUGUGCUUCUUAUGACAGAAAUGCUGAUCCAAGAUCAGUCCUUGACAUUACCUAGUAAUCCGGCUGGAUUGGGGCACUUUUACUUCAAGAUGUAAAUACAAAUUGGUCUCUAAUAUAAAGUGUAUUGGACAUUCUUGUAUGACAAAAGUUGCUGGGGACUUUUUAAUAUUAUUUUUAGGUGCUGUAGGAACUUGCUUGACUGGUGGACCUUGAACAAAUGGUGACUUAACAAGUGAGCUGGCUGACUUGCCACCUUUCAGAUCUGGCUUUUUAGCUUCUUCCUUCUCCUUUAGCCCUUAGACCUGGAUGAGCAAGCACUUACUUUCACGCUACAUCCUCAGCCAGCUAAAUAGACUUCAGAUAUGGCCACUUUUCAAACCGCUGCCAACAAGGACACCUGAACACACUUGGAGGAUAAAGCCUACUUACUCUACAUUCAGACCGGCAGCAAAGCAACACAUGAAAGCAACCGGCUGUCAUUUAUUUUUAAUUACAGGUGCCGAUUUCCAGUGACAAGAAGCAGUGUGAACAUUGGUGACACGGAGUGGGAACAAUGUGGCGAUGAUCAAUAGGAAUUGAGCAUUGUGCAGAGCGGUACACACUUCAUCUCCACUGUUGUGAAAUGUUAUAUUACAUUUUUGGUUCCUAGAUGAUAGUUCCAACUAGAGAUGGAAGAGAAACGUAUGGUCACAGUGUCGAACUUCCACCAAUAGAUGCAGCGAUUGCAAAGACCAGACACAGUUUUCUUUUUAUGUUGACUGCACAGACAGUGAUGGACUAUUUAGAGAUUAAAUUAAUAGACAAUCAGUUUUCCUCCAGGAUUUUUUAGCAGGAACACGUCUGAUUUGUGAUAAAAACUGGGUGGGAAGGAAUCUGAUUUGUAUCUGGUUUUAGGUAAUAUUGUUUUUUUUUCCUAUACGCUCUGUAAAUAGCCAGUAAAGUACGCUGCACUGUGUCAUGGCACUUUUUUCUUUCCUUGGCAUCAGAUAAACUUGGGCAACUAAACACGUACAGGCGAAGAUGCCUGUGUAAACACAAUCACUGCCAGCGUGACUGUAGGGUAACUACCUAGUAGUUUCUACUACUGUAUGGAAGUUACUACUUAAAGACCAGACGUGGCACCUUUCAAACCGUUCCUUGUGUAACGCCAUGCGCCAUCUGAGCAUGCUCUGAUUAGGGUGUUAACUUCUUUUCUUCAUUUUUAUGAGCCUAUAUAUCAAUCCUUAUGGAAAGAAAUGCAAUCCUUCCCAGCCAAAGCUCACAGUCAGUUGUGGUGACCUGGAGUCCUAGCCAGAGAUGACUGGUAUUAUCAGGAUUUAAACCUUUGAUCUUUUGCAAAGAUCAAGCCCUACAUGGUGCACCACUUUACUGGAGCCUUGGAGAAAAUAAAACUGUGGCGAGUAUGUUGGCACGUUGGCUCAUUAUAAGUUUGUAAAUGUAUAUUUUUUAUGGAAAAAUGCAAUAUUAAGGGAGGUUUUAUAAUGAAUUGAUUGUAAAUAAAGGAGCUGCCAUAUGUUAAAAAAGUUUUAUUGUAAAUGACAUGAAGUGGAAGCUGCUUUGCAUAUUCAUGAACGAUACGCUUUGUUUACAUUAAAAUCUGCUGUCCUUCAACAAACCAUUGAAAUGCACCAAUUGUCAUUUUUCAGUUUGUUUUCUUUUUGCCCCACUUUAGGACAGUGUAGGUUCUAAUACCUUUACUUUGUAAUAAAAGUAUACUGUAGACUAAUUACAGGUGCACACUGGGGUUGAAGUUCAGCGAGGAGAUUUCCUAGCUUUGUCAUGCCUGCUAUGCCCGGAAAUGAUCAGAUAACAUGUCUCAGAUGACGUGUGAGCAGGGAAAUCACCGACCUGUGUUGAGUCGGGCCGGAUUUGUGCAGAUCAGCAUAUUGUUUGGAAAAAUUAUGAAUAGGUGAAUGUUUGUGUAAUUAGCAUUGUGUUUAAUAGAUGAUGGUGUGACAUAAAGGCAUGAGCUACAACUGAAAUCCAAAGUCUUUCAUAGAUCUAAAGGGACAAACACUAGAUGACCAAAAGUAUGUGGACAACGCUUCUGUUUAUUAAAUUCUAGUGUUUCAGCCA